Messenger RNA from Anthonomus grandis grandis, 3546 nucleotides. RefSeq names its product E3 ubiquitin-protein ligase TRIM37-like. The transcript is spliced from 18 exons. NCBI's taxonomy places the organism in Eukaryota, Metazoa, Arthropoda, Insecta, Coleoptera, Curculionidae. Gene Ontology annotation, cellular component: peroxisome; aggresome. Gene Ontology annotation, biological process: negative regulation of centriole replication; protein autoubiquitination. The record is from RefSeq and is a predicted model, not a curated record. The coding region runs from base 285 to 3047 and encodes 920 amino acids. Gene Ontology annotation, molecular function: ubiquitin protein ligase binding; tumor necrosis factor receptor binding; zinc ion binding.
AGACAAGUAGAACCAAUAAUAACAUGUUCAUCACAAAUUCCAAAGUCAAAAAAAAAGAAGAUAAUAAAAAUAUUUAAAGAAAUGCUUUUGCUUUGCGGAACUGGUUUGUUAUAAAUUGCACGCAUACAAGUAACUGUAUAAUUAUUCUCUUUUGUGCGAGAAAUCAACAAAGAAGUCGGUCGUUUAGUCGGAAGUAGGAUCAACAUUAGAAUAUUGAAUCUGGGGCCCCCCAAAAUCUUACAUCCUGUGGCCUAAAUCAAUUAAUUAGGUUUUAAUACAGUAAAAUGGCCACAAGGAAGAAACCUGGACCCAAAAAUGACGAUCAUAGCGUUGAGACCCUUGCCGAAGUGUUUCGAUGUUUCAUAUGUAUGGAAAAACUGAGAGACGCUCACCUGUGUCCUCACUGCUCGAAACUGUGCUGUUAUGUGUGCAUAAGGCGCUGGUUAACGGAACAAAGGUCCCAGUGUCCCCACUGCAGGGCCUCCUUGCACUUGCAUGAAUUAGUCAACUGUAGAUGGGUUGAAGAAGUCACGCAGCAAUUGGAUACCCUGCAGGCUGUUACUUUAAAUACUAGCAGGAGCGACGAAAACGAGAGGGACAAGUGUCCGGCCCACUUUGAAAAACUGUCGGUUUACUGCUGGACCUGCAGAUGUUGCAUUUGUCAUCAGUGCGCCUUAUGGGGCGGCACCCAUUCCGGUCACACUUUCAAGCCGUUGGAUGAAGUUUACGAGCAGCACGUCACUCAGAUCAAAGAUGAAGUUGCGCAGUUGAGACGCCGUCUCAUGGAGCUGAUCAGUAUCGUUCAAGAAGUGGAGAGGAACGUGGAGUCGGUGAGGUCAGCCAAAGACGAGCGGGUCAGGGAGAUCCGAAACGCGGUCGAAUUAAUGAUCGCCCGAUUGGAUUCGCAAUUAAAGACCAAAUUAUUGACCCUUAUGGGUCAGAAAGACACCCUUACACAGGAAACUGAACAACUGGAACAUUUAUUACACGAAAUCGAACAUCAACUGCAAACAUGCACCAGAUCCGAACUGAUAACGAAAAGUUCGGAACUGUCCCGGAUGAUCCACAACGUUCGUAAGAAACCAAUGACCAGUUUUGUAACUGCACCAGUUCCUGCUGAUUUUCACAGCGAAAUUGUCCCGGCGUAUAGCAGUAGCACGUUCGUGAUGCACGGUUUUAGCCAGUUGCAAAGGAAAGCCGACCCAGUGUACUCCACCCCUUUGCAUUGCAACGGUUUGUGUUGGCGAUUGAAGGUUUACCCGGACGGUAAUGGGGUCGUGCGUGGGAAUUAUUUGUCUGUUUUUUUGGAAUUGAGUGCCGGAUAUCCAGAGCCUUCCAAGUACGAAUACAGAGUGGAGAUGAUUCAUCAGGCCGGUAGGGAUUCCGACAAAAACAUCGUGAGGGAAUUCGCCUCGGACUUCGAAGUGGGAGAGUGUUGGGGCUACAACAGAUUCUUCCGUUUGGACCUUUUGGCCAGCGAGGGAUACCUGAAUCUGGCCUUAGAUACACUGAUUUUAAGAUUCCAAGUGCGUGCUCCCACUUUUUAUCAAAGAUGUCGGGAUCAGCAGUGGUACAUCAAUCAGUUGCAAACGGUACAAAAUCAGUAUAUUUCACAGAUAAACGAGUCUAAAGAGCGUUUGGCCGCGGAAAUCUCGAGGAACGCUGUGGCGGCCACUUUAGGGGCCAAUUCCCAAGGCGACAUCCCGAAUGUGGCGUUGGUGAAGAGCAUGUACGCCCUACAAGCGUUUCCCGCCCCCUCCUCGAUGACCAGCGAUGUUGCCAUCGAUAAUCGGGCGGCCGCAAUCACCCAAAGCAACGUUGCCGAGAAAUCUUAUUCGAACGAGUUGGCCACGUUGGCGAGGAACGUUACUGCGGUGGUAGCCAGUUGCAGCACAAAUGCGGCUCAAACGGUCAAUGGUUCGGUCAACGAGUGCCCUUGCAUAUCAAAGUCUACGCAGCAGACCAACGAUAGUAGCGCCUCUACUUCCGCCUCGUCUAUACAAACCCAAGUGCACAGCAAAAAAUCGAACGAUUCCGCCAGAACCCCGGACUCUCCGCACCACUUGCUCGGUUUGGGGGUUUCCCUGAGUUCCCCGAACUUGUUAAAUUCCGCCGUUUCGUUAAUGUUGAGCAGCAGCAGCAGCGAGAGUGAUCUGAGCGAGCCGGAACCGUUAAUGGAAGAAUUCGACGGUCAGGCGGUAAACUUAAUGGUCACGGCGGAGAAUUCAAACGAUGAAAAUGACGUUGACGUUGAAACCAUGUCAGGCGAAAACGAUGUCGAAUACGCCGAGUUCUCCAUGGCGCAGGGCUUGAUACAGAGAGACCCCGAUUCGAUAGCAGUUGGACCCCGCGCUCUCUCUCCCACCCAUGCGACUGCUGUUGUCAAUCUCGAAGACAGAUUUAAAUUGAUUCGUUUGUUGGAUGGAGCUAAUAAUAGCAGCGGACCUUCUAGUUCAAAUAACUCCAAUGGUGGUUUACCUCAAAGACCACCGAUUGAUCUGGAUCUCUUAGGUAUGUCGGCCGCCGACGCUGAGGUGGCUCUACUAGCCUCGAUUAGACGCAAAAAUGAAGAGCAUCGACCCUCGAACGAUAGGAAAAAAUUGCGCCAAAGGUUUCGGCCGAUUUCUGACGCGUCUCCGGUUGGUGAAGCCUCUAGCGAUGCCUGGACCGAGACUGUACCCAUUAAUACAAAGGAAUCCGUGAUGGGUCCGUUGGAGUCGUUCCUACGGUCGAUCAACUGUUACCCCGACCAGGAGCAGAACCGCAAAAAGGAAACCGGCUCGAGAGAUCGUAAAAAGAGUCAGAAAAAUAACGCGCAUUUAGCUUCGCUACUUAAUGCACCGUCGCCAUGUCCACCCCCGAUGGGCAACGAGAUGGACAAUUUGGGACACGGAUCCAGUACAGAAUUUAGUUGGACUCCGUCGCUGCUUAACCAAAGACGCCCCCCUUCAAAAACUACAAGAUCCAACCCCAGUGACGGACAUUCUGUACCAGAGAAAGAAGAUAAGAAAAACAGAAAGUCUGAAAACGACUCUCAUUCCGUUUAAGGUCAAUGUUAGAUUAAAUUUUGCUCUUACAUAUUAAAUGAGUAGAUCUAAACAUUGUUUUAUAGUUUUUUCCUAAAAGAAUUUUUACUCGAAUGUCUUAUCUGCUUAAAGCCAUGUUUCAAAUGGGUCUUAAAAUUAGGUAAAUCCAUUGUUCUAUAUGACCCACAUUUUCAGUCAUUUAAUGUAAUUAACUUUACUGAUAAGGUACUUUUAACCAAAUUCUGUCAAGGGAUGUUCAGUUGAUAUCAGUCAAUCGAGUCAAUUGUCACGCAAUUUCGUGCCAUGUUAAAUUCAAGUGAACACCCUGAAAGCCCUUUACGUGUCCUUAGCCAUAAAACCGGUGAUUGCUGGUUUAAAUAAUUUAUUCUACUAAUUAUAAGAAUUUCAUUCCAAAAAAUUAAUUGGUUGUUUAGGCUGUGUACUUAGUUGAAAUACAAAUUAUUAUUAUUAUGUAUCCAAGGGUCUAUUUAAAUGAAAUAAAAAAAUUUGUUCUGUAAAA